AUGGCAAGAUACACAAGCAUUAAACACAAGGAAAAAUAUUACCAAAUUAACUGUACAAAUGAGGAAAAAGGACACAAGUUAAAUGAAACUAACUGCAAACUUGAGAACCAAUCAGAGAUCAAUUUCAAAAUCCACCCAAUGGAUGUUCAGAUGGCCAUUUUUCAUUGUGCUGAUAGUUUCCUGAAGCAGCUGAUGGUGACUAAACUCUCACAAUGUCAGUAUGCUCUCCCCCUGCUUGUUCCUGAUCCAUUCACACAACAGCUUGAGUUUCCUCUCUGGACUUUUAGACAAAUCAAUAAAAGCUGGAGUAUAAAAAAUUCCAAGAAUGAAAUUAUCACUAAAACCCAGCCAGUCUGCAAGGCAGCUACCCCAAUGGUGGCUUUCUUCAGAUUUGGCCAAGUCUCCUCAUCAAAGUCUCAGCUGAUGAGCAGCCUGAUCAAUGAGAAACACAACACAUUCUUUCACAGGAACUGCAAAGGCAGCAGCAGCACCAGAGUACUGAUGGACGGAGUUGUGGAGAUUUCCUGGUACUGCCCCUCUGGUAAACACACUGAUACAUUUACUGACUGUGUUGCAUUCUGCAAUCUUCACGGUGAUGCAGGAGCCAAUGAGAAACAACUGAAUAUCUUGGCUGAAAUGGCUUCUGUGAGUGUUGUUCUUUUGCCACAGCUUGAUAGAAAUGACAAAAAUGCAACAAAAAUACAAAAGAUCUACAAGGACUCAACAACAGUAAUUUGCCUCCUUGAUGAAAAUAAUUCAGCCCUUACUGAAAUGCGAAAAGGAAAAUAUAAAAUUGGCUUGAAAGACAGAAAUCAGUCAGAAGUAAUCGAGGAACUUGUAAGAGCUAUAAAUUAUGGCCUUUCAUUCUCAUCUACUGGAUCAUGUAGUGUUUUCAGACUUGAAGAUGUGGCCAGAUUCUCAGAUAUUAGAGUAGAUGAGCUUGAUCUUGAUGACUGCAGGAUGGGAAAAGAAAAAGCACAGCAGAUGAUGAGCUUACUGGAGAAGACAGAUCUAACGCAAAGCAAAGAACUACUUUUGCCCUGUCAGGGAAAACUGUGGCAUCAGUGGUGUCAGAAGAAUAAAGAGCUACAUCAACCUCAAGGGGAUAAAACAGAAAUAGACAUAAGCAGAAAAAAAACAGACCUAAAGAAAAUUCGUGAACAGCAGCACGCAUCAGUUAGCAGUGAGUUUAUUCAAUUGUUUCUGAAAGAAAUUAACUCACUUAAUCCAGAUGAAAAGAUGUUUUUUCUUAAAUGGCUUGGAAUUCUCCUAGAUGAACGCACCUCAGAAGAUCUUUCUGCUCUGCAUCUCAAGUACAAUAUAAAGUGUUCAGAGGUCUUAAAACUAAAGAAGAACCAUGGUAAACCUGAACAGCUGGUAGCUGUGCAAACAGAACUAAAGACAAUAUCUGAAGAUUUACAUUCUGCAAACUUUGGCUUGGUGCACAUCCUACGAGAGAUUGGUCAAAUCUAUGAAUCAUGUUCAUCUGUAAAGAAGGACAAGGAUGGCCUGCAGUGUCACUUUUCUUCUCUCCCCGGUCUUGCAGCAGAGAUGAUGAUCUCAGGAUUUCCACUGGAGCUGAUGGAUGGAGACGCCUCUCAUGUACCUCUGAUAUGGGUUACUGCUGUUUUUGAUGAACUUGUCAAAAAACUGGGAAACCUGAGAGUCUUUGUGCUGUCAGUUUUGGGAAUUCAGAGCACUGGGAAGUCCACAUUGCUGAAUACCAUGUUUGGACUCCAGUUUGCAGUCAGUGCUGGCAGGUGCACCAGAGGAGCUUUCAUGCAGCUGGUCAAAGUCUCAGAUGAGAUGAAAACACAGCUUAAGUUUGACUAUAUUCUGAUUGUUGAUACUGAGGGUCUUUGUUCGCCAGAAUUGUCUGGAAGGAAAACAAGAGAUCAUGACAAUGAACUGGCCACAUUUGUUGCAGGUCUUGGAAAUCUGACAUUGAUCAAUAUUUUUGGAGAAAGCUUAGCUGAGAUGCAAAACAUUCUUCAGAUUGUUGUUCACGCCAUCUUGAGGAUGAAGCAGGUUAAACUGAAUCCCAGCUGCAUAUUUGUGCAUCAGAAUGUUUCAGACAUCACAGCUAAAGAGAAAAAUAUGGAAGGAAAAAGAAAGCUACUAGAGGAACUAGAUGAGAUGACAGAACUUGCUGCAAAAGAUGAUGUCUGUGAUGUUCAGUGCUUCAAAGAUGUCAUUAAAUUUGAUCCUCUGGAUGAUGUGAGGUAUUGUGCACAACUGUGGGAAGGGAACCCACCCAUGGCACCUCCAAACCCAAACUACAGUGAAAAUGUUCAAGACCUAAAGGAAACAAUAUUUUAUCAUGCCUCACAAUCUGAUGUGGAAAGCUUUUGA
Molecule: messenger RNA, 2352 nt
Organism: Sinocyclocheilus grahami
Lineage: Eukaryota; Metazoa; Chordata; Actinopteri; Cypriniformes; Cyprinidae
Product: interferon-induced very large GTPase 1-like
Exons: 2
Coding region: 1-2352 (783 amino acids)
Molecular function (GO): GTP binding
Source: RefSeq, a predicted model, not a curated record